GGAUCAGUUGGUAUCCAUAUUUCCUUUCGGAGUGACAGCCAAAGCUUGUGGAUUCUCUGUUAAUAGAGCUGUGGGAGCAGGCCAGAGGAGGUCUUCAGACUUUUCCACGCCUACCGCUGAAGCAUGUCCGGCCUGAGGCUGUACCGCUAACUCCACUAACUCCACGAGUAAACCUGCUACCCCCCGUGUCUCUGUGUCCAGGGGACGACAGGAAUAUUUCUCUUCAGCUUUUGAGACGAAUUGGGCCAAAUUGGAAGGAUGUUGAGGAGAUAAAUGUAAUUGUUUUGUCUUUUGCAUUCUUGGAACUCUUUGCAUUCAAGGGAAUCUUCACAUGGUAGAAUGGAUUUUCAGUGAAAGCAGGGCGUCCAGAAGAGGACCUAGACAGUCAACUCAGCUGCAGUCAACACAAAAAGGAAAGCCUGUUGGUUACCACCAGCCCACUUGUGCUCCAUCUCCUGUUCUGUGCAAAUAUCAACCCCAUCGGCAAAAAGAGACAAAUUUCUUCACACAGGUUUUUCUGUUUGCUAACACUGACUGCUCAGCGUGAGACGCUAGGCGAGAGAACGCCAGAACGCUGGAUGAGCAGAGUGCCUGUCCGGAGCAGGGUGGGGAGGCACCACCAACACCUGCGCCGACCCAGGAGAUGACAGACCUCCUGGGGCAGGGGAACCAGGGACCACCAGUUUCCACUCUGGAGCUUUUAGUGGGGUGCGAGCAACCGUAUUCUCUGGGAACAAACGCCAACACGGCCAGCGUUUGCCGCCCGGGGACCAUGGCCAUGUCACCCAAGCGUUCCACUAUUUACUGCCAGCAUGGUGAGGGGUCGGAGGUCAUGUACCGCUCCACUCAGUUCAACAUGGACUGCUUGGACGACUUUGAAGAGUUUGUGUUGGAUUUCGACGACUAUGACCUGCUGGAGUCCAUCCAUGAUCACCUGGGCACCCCCACGGACCUGGACACCCUGGAGCCCAUACGUCACAGAUUUGAGGACAACCCUGGGGUGAGGCGCCAUCUGGUCAAGAAGUCAUCCCGAUGCCAACUCCCACGGACAAGUGUCAGCUCUCCACCCAGGUCUAGUUUCAAAAGGAAAAAGAGGGCGGCCAACAGGAAGACGCAUGAGGUGUUUGUGGAGCUCAACGAGCUGAUCGUGGAUAAAAACCAGGAGAUGCGUUGGAAGGAGACGGCCCGUUGGAUUAAGUUUGAGGAGAAUGUGGAGGAGGAGACGGACCGCUGGGGAAAACCCCACGUGGCCUCGCUGUCCUUCCGAAGCCUCCUGGAGCUCCGCAGAACCAUCACGCAUGGUGCCAUUCUGCUGGAUCUGGAUCAGAACACCCUGCCCGGCAUUGCCCACCUGAUGGUGGAGACCAUGAUCAUCUCGGACCAGAUUAGAGCGGAGGACCGUGCCAACGUGCUGCGAGCCCUGCUGCUCAAACACCACCACCCCAACGACGAAAAGGAGGGCCUCUUUCACCGCAACCACUCCAGUACCAGCCUUCAGACCAGCUUCAACCGUAACCACAACCAUGUCCCGGAGACCGUCCUGCCCCUGGUGGGCGUCAACCUGGCCGAGGCCCACCACCACCACCUCCAUCACCUUGACAACAAAGCCAUAGAGAAUGACAAAGAGGUGUUUGUGAGCUUGUUUAAAGCUCUUCACCCCCCCCUGCCGAUUGUCCUUGACCAUGGGCUCACCAAGCACUCCAAACUCCUAGCCAAGAUCCCCAGGGACGCCGAGGCUACUGUGGUCUUAGUGGGCUGUGUGGAUUUCCUGGAACAGCCAGCCAUGGCCUUCAUCAGGCUGAGCGAGGCCGUGUUGCUGGAGUCUGUGCUGGAGGUGCCUGUGCCGGUCCGUUUCCUCUUCGUCUUGCUCGGACCCGCCCAGGCCAACAUGGACUACCACGAGAUUGGACGCUCCUUCUCCACCCUCAUGUCCGACAAGAACUUCCACGAGGUGGCCUACUGUGCGGACGACCGGCAGGACCUGCUGAACGGGAUCAACGAGUUCCUGGACUGCAGCAUCGUCAUCCCCCCGUCGGACGUGGAGGGCAAGGACCUGCUGAAGACUGUGGCCUCCUUCCAGAAGCAGAUGCUGAGGAAGAGGAAGGAGAGGGAGAACAUCAAGAAGUGCCUGGCCCUCUUCACCCCCGGCACGGACCGGGAGACCAAAGAGAUGAGUCAGGAGGACCAGGAGGAGGAGGAGGAGGAGGAGGACCAGGAGGUGGACCCAAUGAAGCGGUCGGGCGUCCCCUUCGGAGGCCUCAUCCAUGACAUCAAGCGGCGCUACCCGCGCUAUGUCAGCGACAUCAAGGACGCCCUGGACUCGCAGUGCAUCGCCGCGGUCAUCUUCAUCUACUUCGCCGCCCUCUCGCCCACCAUCACCUUCGGAGGGUUGCUGGGAGAAAAAACAGAGGGCAUGAUGGGAGUGUCUGAGCUCAUCAUCUCCACGGCGACCCUAGGGGUGCUCUUCUCACUGCUGGCCGGACAGCCACUUCUCAUCAUUGGCUUCUCAGGACCCCUGCUAGUGUUUGAGGAGGCUUUCUAUAAGUUCUGCCAGGCCCAGGGCUUUGAGUACCUGACUGGCCGGGUGUGGAUUGGGUUCUGGCUGGUCUUCAUAGUUCUGUUGAUAGUGGCAGCUGAGGGCAGCUUCCUGGUCAAAUACAUCUCACCCUUCACUCAGGAGAUCUUCGCCUUCCUUAUCUCGCUCAUAUUUAUCUACGAGACCUUCUCCAAGCUCAUCAAGGUGUUUCAGGAGCAUCCUCUGAUGAGGAACUACCCUCCAACACUCACCCUGCCUGGCAUGGACUUCAUCAGCCUGUCGGACCCCGAUGGCCCGGUGGUGAACCAGCCCAACACGGCCCUGCUGUCCCUGGUCCUCAUGCUCGGCACCUUCUUUGUGGCGUUCUUCCUCAGGAAGUUGCGCAACAGCCGCUUCCUCGGCGGGAAGGCCAGAAGAAUCAUUGGUGACUUUGGCAUCCCCAUCUCCAUCCUCUUCUCUGUGCUGUUGAGUUACUGCGUCCCUGACACGUAUACCCAGAAGCUCAACGUGCCGUCCGGUUUCUCAGUCACGUCCCCUGACAAGCGAGGCUGGUUCAUCAGCCCUUUUGGCGACCAGAAGCCCUUCCCCACGUGGAUGAUGGGAGCGUCGGUGGUGCCCGCCAUCCUCGUCUUCAUCCUCAUCUUCAUGGAGACGCAGAUCACCUCACUAAUCGUUAGCAAGAAGGAGCGUAGGCUGGUGAAGGGCUCCGGCUUCCACCUGGACCUGCUGCUGAUCGUCACCCUGGGCGCCCUGUGCCCGCUGUUAGGCCUGCCCUGGCUCACCGCUGCCACCGUGCGCUCCGUCACCCACGUCAACGCCCUCACCGUGAUGAGCAAGGCCACGGCGCCCGGAGAGAAGCCCAUGAUCCAGGAGGUCAAGGAGCAGCGGGUGACGGGCCUGGUCGUCGCCGUGCUCGUGGGCAUGUCCAUCGUGAUGACAGACGUGCUGCGUAACAUCCCGCUGGCGGUGCUGUUCGGGAUCUUCCUCUACAUGGGCAUCACCUCCAUCACCGGGAUCCAGCUGUACGAGCGCAUCACACUCAUGUUCACUCCCGCCAAGCACCACCCGGACCACACCUACGUCACCAAGGUGAAGACAUGGCGAAUGAACAUGUUCACCAUCAUUCAGCUGGCCUGCAUUGUGCUGCUGUGGGUGGUCAAGUCAACGGUGGCCUCCCUCGCCUUCCCCUUCAUCCUCAUCAUGACCGUGCCUCUCCGACGCCUCGUCCUCUCGCGGCUCUUCGAGGAGCGUGAGCUCCAGGCGCUGGAUGGGGACGAGGACUCCCCCAACUUUGACGAGGACGGUCGGGACGAAUAUAACGAAAUUCACAUGCUUGUGUAGACAGAUGUAACAGGGUGGCUCAGUAGACUCUCUCCAUCUUUCAACGUUUACCAAUCACGACCAAUAUUCUUUGGGAGACAAACCUUACUACGUCCGGGUUACUGUGUCUUUGAAACACUCAGAUGUGCUGAGACUAGGAAAUCUGUCCAACAGAGAAUCGUGUAUAUAUAUGUAAUGUGCAUACAUAUAUUACAUACAUUCUGAUCUAAAAUGCUGUAAGUAUAAAUGAAUAACUACACCAUUAUCAUGUUUUUCCCCCUCCCACUCCAACUAUUUGUAUUGUUCCAAGAAAGGUCAGUAACCGCUCUGUGUCCCUGAUGUUGCUGAGUCCGUGAGAAAUCCUAAAGUGCUUGGCACAUUUUAAUCGCAGACCGGGAAUUCAUAAACACUCAUCUCCCCAGAAACCCUGUGCAGGGUCUCCUCCCAGCCCCGGCCGUUUGGUGGCUGACCUCCCUAGACGCUUUAGUGACAAAAAACCCCAAGUGCUCCAGUAGGCCGGUGUUGUAGUCCCAUAUGUUUGGUGGGAUGAACACUGUGUGUACAAUAGCCACACUGGUUUCACCGGUUGCCAACACUAAACUGCCUCCUCAGUGUAACUGCCUCUUCCCGGUCUUGGUACUGUAAGCAUCAUGCGUUUUGAUGAUGUCGUUAAACCAAACAGGAGGUUUGGAAUGUCCCUUGUGUCUACUUUUAGGUUGUUUGCUCUUGGCAGGGAACAUUCACCCUUGACAUUUGACCGCAAUUUGCGCUGCCACACUGUGUCCGUGGUCCAAGAGCAGGACGACCCUUCAGUGACCCCUGUCAACGCUGUUACCCCAAGAAACGAACAUGCACUUAUGACUGCCUAUGUGUUUUGUGGAGGCGUUAACUUCUUGAGGUACGUUAGGUCUGACCGGCCAGUCACAGGAUUCUGGAUUUGACUGUGGACUGUGCAAGAGCAAACACCUCCUGAUCUGAUGACCGUAAACAUACUUUAUAUUUUGUAUUUUUGUGACUAUAAAAAAAUGGAAUGUUGUUAAUAAACGUUGUUAGUCGCUUAAAUCCUAUAAAGCCAUAUUGACAUCUGGGAUGUUGGAGGAAUGUGAAAACAGUUAAACACGAUUCAAAAAAAGGUGACAUCGCUGGGAUUAUGACACAGGUAUCAACAUCACCCGCUGCUGUUACGUAAAUGUUGGAUGUGAACGCUACCGUAGCUUCAGGUAGAAGUAACCUUUAAACUGCAAAUAGAUCGUUGACCACCGGUUUGUUGAGCCCUGUUGUUUGAAGUUAUACAAUUGGUUGUAGAUCAAGGUUUGUAGUUCAAAAGUGGUCCUGUACGUCUGACCACAGUGAAUGGACUCAACACUUAAGUCAAGCUCCAAAUAUAAACACCACGUGGACUGUGUCUCUGUUUAAAGUAUACAUUAUCAUGAAGAAAGCUGGAGAACCAUAGAAGCCCAUGUUUCAAAUGUCAAAACAUCUGUUCAGUUUCAGGAAACUGUUAAUUACAUGAUGUGUUAAUGUACCUUACCAAGUUUUUAUUUUCUAGACCCCUCUAGAGAAGUGUAAGAUCACCUGUCUGUGACUCCUGUUCUACAAACACUAGAUACCGGGGUAGUUGUGGCAGCCAACUUGAGCCCACUAUGUGAGACUUAUUGAAUGUAUAGGCCGGUCCGUCUUUAGGGACGUUGUUCUGAUUGUCACUCUCUGCUUUGUCUACACUGUGUGCUCUGUGUCUCCGUGGUUACCACACAAAACUGGAGCUGUGCCAGCGUCAUUGGAUUGGAUUCUGAAGGAACAACUGAAGUCAACAGAGUCGUGGGCCAAAAUUGUUGUGAAUUGCUCCGGGAUUGGAGUUAUAGUGGCAGAGCCCUAUACCGGCAGGGCCCUAUAACGGCAGGGCCUUAUAACGGCAGGGCCUUAUAACGGCAGGGCCCUAUAACGGCAGGGCCCUAUAACGGCAGGGCCUUAUAACGGCAGGGCCCUAUAACGGCAGGGCCCUAUAACGGCAGGGCCCUAUAACGGCAGGGCCUUAUAACGGCAGGGCCCUAUAACGGCAGGGCCCUAUAACGGCAGGGCCCUAUAACGGCAGGGCCCUAUACCGACAGGGCCCCUGGCAUGUCUAAGCCAAAAAGGUUUGCAGUUACCCUGGCGGAGAUCCAUGUGGAUCAUGCCACAGCAGGGAGGUUUGGUGGUGGUGGUGUUUGGGGGUAGCUGUGCUCAGCUGAACGAUCACUCAGACGCUGGGCGAAAACAAAUGAAAAGAAUUGGGAGUGUAGCGAUGCCAGGUGUAGCGUUGCCCCAUUCUCCUCUUCUGUCUGGAUUCCUUCGGCGCUGGAACUAGAACAUGAAAACAGUAAUGGGCCGGUGAAAAGGACCUGGCACGUUAGAGGUUGGGAAUCCACUACGUACCGUUGUCUGAUACCUCCAUGCUAGAGCAGACCACCCACUCAAACACUAGAAAUAUAGCCCUGUUGUUUUUGAACAGCCACUAAAUACCUUUCUCUCCUAUGAUUGAGCGUUUCUGGGGCCUCUUCUCGUUAAUUUUAAUCGGAUGAGAAUGGACAGUUUUUGUUUUGUUUAGAAUGUUCAUAAGGCCGUUAAGGAAUAGACAAUCAACUGUACAUGAAUGCAACUACAUUGCCCGUCUGUCUUUGCUGUGUAUGCGUGUGAACGUGCACACCCUCAACCAUAUGGCAACAUCCUGCUGUAAGUGCUAGUAUUCUAGUUCCAUCUUUUCUUUAAGUCCCGGACUGCAUUUUCAUUAGAAUGAAUGGGUCAUGUCCACCUACUAUCCUCCAGGUUUUUGCUGUGUAUCAAACAUGAAGUGAUAAAGUUCCUCUCCACAUGGUUUCUAGAAUUCCCUCAGAUUGUAAAAGGGAGUGGCACUAAUGACAUACAAUACUAUGUAUCCCUCAAUGAAGGACAAGGUGUUUAAUGUCACUAUUAAAAAGGUGAUCUUUCAUGUCAGAAUUUGUAUAGUUUGCACAUAUGAUACCUGUGUGUGGAAGUCAAAAACGAUGUCACAAUAUGGUAAUGUCAAAGUGGCACACCACUGGAAACUCUCUAUUUGCUCUGAAAAUAAUGUCUGGCUAUAAUGACAAAGUAUGGUCUGUUUGUCCAAAAAAAAGUGAAUUAUGAAUUACUUUAGCAUUAGCAAUACUGUGGAUACUUGAAUAGCAGUUUGGCCUGCUAUUAUUCUAUAGGAGUUUUCAAACAACUAUAUAAAAAAAGUUAUUUUUUUGUCUGAAAAUAAAUAUUUAUGUGUUUCAAAUACA
Esox lucius (northern pike) is the source of this 7134-nucleotide messenger RNA. It is a transcript of the gene slc4a3, whose product is annotated as solute carrier family 4 member 3. The coding region runs from base 644 to 3877 and encodes 1077 amino acids. The transcript has 18 exons. Lineage: Eukaryota; Metazoa; Chordata; Actinopteri; Esociformes; Esocidae. Gene Ontology annotation, cellular component: plasma membrane. The record is from RefSeq and is a predicted model, not a curated record. Gene Ontology annotation, molecular function: monoatomic anion transmembrane transporter activity; solute:inorganic anion antiporter activity. Gene Ontology annotation, biological process: monoatomic anion transport; transmembrane transport; bicarbonate transport.